Molecule: messenger RNA, 715 nt
Organism: Chara braunii
Lineage: Eukaryota; Viridiplantae; Streptophyta; Charophyceae; Charales; Characeae
Source: the annotation of a GenBank genome assembly
GGGGGGGGUAGAUCAGGGAGAGAGGGCAGGCUUGGGGAGGGCAGACUUGCAAUAUGACUUUCUCGGAUGUAUUUGUGCACACUCAACACCACAUUCAGUCAAAAAAGUACAAGUCCAAAAAUGCACUCAAAAACGAAAGCACAAAAGGAGAAAAGCAAGAACAAGGGAAAGGAACGGAGGAGGAGCAGACGGAAGGGAAGAGAGGGAGAGGCAGAGAGGGGAGAGGAAGAGUAUGAGGAGACUAGUAGUGGUACAAGGAGGAGGAGAAGCAAAAGGAGGACGAGGAGGAGGAGGAGGAGCACAAGUGGCAGUGGCAUCAGGAAAAGGAUGAACACAGGAGAGCAAAGAGCGGGAGGAGGAAAAAAAGGAAGCAGUGGCACUUGGAAGAGGAGGAAGAGGGGAGAAGGAGGAGGAGAAGGAGGAGAAGGAGGAGGAGAAGGAAGAGUUGCAGUAACAGAAGCAGUAGCAGUAGCAGAAGAAUGGAAUGAAGAGAAGGAAGAAGAGGAGGAGGAGGAGGAGGAGGAGGAGGAGGAGGAGGAAGAAUGGGAUGAAGAGAAGGAAGAAAAGGAGAAGAAGGAAGAGGAGGAAGAGGAGGAAGAGGAGGAAGAGGAGGAAGAGGAGGAAGAGGAGGAAGAGGGGAAGGAGCAGGAGAAGAGGAGAGUGCGAGCGAAGCAGCAGGAUGAAUAGCGGUAGCAAUGGUGGCACUAUGGCAAUG